This is a messenger RNA of Podarcis muralis (Common wall lizard), 628 nucleotides long. RefSeq names its product C-type lectin BpLec-like. The record is from RefSeq and is a predicted model, not a curated record. NCBI's taxonomy places the organism in Eukaryota, Metazoa, Chordata, Lepidosauria, Squamata, Lacertidae.
AACCAGAAGAUGGGACUCUUCACGUAUUUCAGUCUAUGCCUUCUGGGCAUCCUGGUCUCCAACCCUUUCCUGGGAGCUGAGGCCGACACCUGCGCCAGGGAGUGGCUGCAAAACCAGGGCAACUGCUAUGCAUAUUUCGACAAUAAGUUGAGCUGGCACGAGGCUGAGAUUGAGUGCCAGAGCUAUGGCCGUGGGGCCCACCUCGCCUCUGUCCUCACCAAAGCAGAGACUCUCUUGGUGGCCGAACACAUCUCCACUUACCAGCAAGAAAUAAGCGACGUCUGGAUUGGGCUCCACGAUGUCCGUCAGACCCGGAAAUGGAGGUGGGCUGAUGAAUCCACCUACAAUUACAAGUCCUGGAUGAUAAACCAGCCAGACAACUACCGCAAUGCUGAACACUGUGUGGAGCUGCGUCGAUCCACGGACUUUAAGCAGUGGAACGAUGCUCAGUGCAAGAAACGCAAUGCCUACAUCUGCAAGCACGAACUCUAGAGAAGACUGGAGUUUUCCCUUUGGGCUUGCUGGGAUGUGCCUGGUUCAACUGCAGCGAGAGAGAUCUGCCAUUCAACACACCCUCCAACCACCUCCAUUCAAAACAUGCAUCUCAGAAGAAUUAUCUUGUGUGGGC